Messenger RNA from Pseudoliparis swirei, 1559 nucleotides. RefSeq names its product transmembrane protein 233. NCBI's taxonomy places the organism in Eukaryota, Metazoa, Chordata, Actinopteri, Perciformes, Liparidae. The record is from RefSeq and is a predicted model, not a curated record. Bases 169 to 483 code for a protein of 104 amino acids. The transcript has 2 exons. Gene Ontology annotation, cellular component: membrane.
CUUUUCAGGCUUCUGAUUCCCUCUCAUGUCUCUCUGCAGGCUGAUUUCUCUCUUCCAUCAUCAUUGCUCCACUGCCUCCCCUCCCUCGCCUCCACCUCCACUCUCCCAGUGUCCCAGCCCUGUGCCUCGCCUCUCUGCUUCUAGUGUCUCGGAGGACGGCAGCCGGUCAUGACCACCAAGUCCUCAUUGGACGGGAGCGCCGACCACCUGAAAUGCAAGGAGGCUCAGGAGAUUCCCCCUCUGAGGAACUAUCUCUGCCUCACCAUGUUCACCUGUUUCUGUCCUGCAUGGCCCAUCAAUAUUGUGGCGCUGGUUUUCUCUGUGCUGGCUCAAAGGAGCUAUGAGGAAGAGGAUUAUGAUGGCUCCAAGCGGCUGGGGCGGAAAGCUCUCCACCUGGGGAUCGUGUCCUUUGCCAUCGGUCUUGUGAUCAUCGCUGCGUGCACUGUUGUGCACUUUACCACGGUAUGGAUGCAGCAGAUAUAAGGGGCGAAAAUGAACAGAAGGAUAGAGAUAUUUUAAGUAUCCUUUUCCUCUCCAGCAUGGGGUGUGACCUCUUGAGGAGGAAGAGGAAGUGGAAGUAUAGAGAAGAGGGGAUGGAGAGAUCAGCUCCACAGGAUGCAGAGCAGCUCUGCUUGACUUCUGUCAUCAACCACUCUGGAGGUUUUGCAAGAGCUGGCAGAGGCUCAGUGUACUGAUGAAUACAUCUUUGUUUCAGCCAUUGUGCAAAUGAUAUUGCAAUACAACUUUUUCCAAUUUUUGUAAUUGAAAAGUGAAAUGAAUGCAUAUGCCAUAUCUACAAGAACCUAACUGUACUCUUUUUGUUAGACUUCUGUAACGGCCUUUCCAUUUCCAUUUCAAUUAUGUCUUCACGGUGGAUAAUGGAUUGCUGAUUGUGAUCCGACACAUUGACAUAUUGGUCUGCUUUACAUGUAAAUGUUGUGGGAAAUUUUUUUUAAAUAAAGUUUUCCACAAAACAAAAUGAAUAUGACUGAAAGAUUAAUUUAAAAUAUAUAAAUAUUACUGACAUAUUUUUUUAGAUCAAAGAAAAGCUAGUUUCAUAUUUCUCAGGGCAUCAAUGCAAUGUAAUAACAUCCAAUACUGGUAGAACCAAUGGUGCCGCAACAAAAAGGUGACACACUGCCCAAGAGUAGUGGACCAAUAUGGCCCUGGUUGUCAGCCAUCUUUGACACCUGUUGCCAUGUAAUGAGUGUGAGGGAUCGUUUACUCUAAUGUGUAAUAUUAACACUGUAACAAGGCUAAAAAUGAGAGCAUAUAAUCGUAAUGCUGUGCAGGGAUCCAGCACACUAAUUUCAGAACAAAUUAAAUGGUAUAAAUCAACACGAUAUCAAGGUGGAGGGUUUUGUUUCUAAAUGAUCAGGGAAGCACCUGCACUAAAAAUGUCUGAUCCAUCUUUUUCUCUGUUGUUGUUGUUGUUGGGAUCAGCACUUGAACACUGAAUUGUGCCCUCCAUGUUCAGCAAAGUAUAAAUGUAUGGUAUAUAACACCUGUAGUGGCCAUUUGUCCAAUUAACUAAAAUAAAACUACAAAUCAAAUUGCCA